GAGGCACCACAAGCAGCAGCACAGCGCAGCGCAACGCAGGUGAGCUUGUUGGGCGACGAGCCUCUAGUGGGCGCAGCACCAGUCUACUACUAGGCGUCUAGCUAGCCCAUUGCCGCAUUGUGUAUUUGCGUUACUACUAAACAUGGUAAACGAAGUGGCGCCUCGAAUCAGCGCUCGACACCUCCCGCUGCGCCCCCAUCCGCGCCGGGCAGGCAUGGGCACCGCCGGGUCGGCGCGCGCCCCCACCUAGCCGUCGACUCGGCGCUGCUCACUCGCGCUCCACGCCCACGCCCACGCCCACCGCCCCCCGCUAUUUAUGCGUACUUGCUUGCCGGGAGAGUCGCCGGAGAGCUGGGCGUCCUCCUCCCGUUCCAGAGCCUCACUGCUUCGCUCCACCCACCCGCAGUCUAUCAAAAAUUAAAUUGCUAUUGUCUAUAUUUCCUCAAGGUAUGGAAAGACGAAAAGGAAAACAAAUCAUUUCACGGUGCUAGGAUUUGGUAUUUUCUAUAUUUCCUCAAGGUCUGCAAUCAUAUUUUGUUAAGCAAGAGUGGUAUCUGGUGGUUUUGUUUUUCAAAAGAAGACAGAAAUGUCUUCCUUGAGGCCUGCCCAGUCUUCUAGUUCAUCCAGCAGGACUCGGCAGAGCUCCCAGGCACGGAUACUAGCACAAACAACCCUUGAUGCUGAACUCAAUGCAGAGUAUGAAGAAUCUGGUGAUUCCUUUGAUUACUCCAAGUUGGUUGAAGCACAACGGAGCACUCCACCUGAGCAGCAAGGGCGAUCGGGAAAGGUCAUAGCCUACUUGCAGCAUAUUCAAAGAGGAAAGCUAAUCCAACCAUUCGGUUGCUUGUUGGCCCUUGACGAGAAGAGCUUCAGGGUCAUUGCAUUCAGUGAGAAUGCACCUGAAAUGCUUACAACGGUCAGCCAUGCUGUGCCGAACGUUGAUGAUCCCCCAAAGCUAGGAAUUGGUACCAAUGUGCGCUCCCUUUUCACUGACCCUGGUGCUACAGCACUGCAGAAGGCACUAGGAUUUGCUGAUGUUUCUUUGCUGAAUCCUAUCCUAGUUCAAUGCAAGACCUCAGGCAAGCCAUUCUAUGCCAUUGUUCAUAGGGCAACUGGUUGUCUGGUGGUAGAUUUUGAGCCUGUGAAGCCUACAGAAUUUCCUGCCACUGCUGCUGGGGCUUUGCAGUCUUACAAGCUUGCUGCCAAGGCAAUCUCUAAGAUUCAAUCGCUACCAGGUGGAAGCAUGCAGGCCUUAUGCAAUACCGUGGUUAAGGAAGUCUUCGACCUUACAGGUUAUGACAGGGUUAUGGCUUACAAGUUCCAUGAAGAUGAGCAUGGGGAGGUCUUUGCUGAGAUCACCAAACCUGGUAUUGAGCCCUAUCUAGGCCUGCACUAUCCGGCCACUGAUAUCCCUCAAGCUGCCAGGUUUCUCUUCAUGAAGAACAAAGUCAGGAUGAUCUGUGAUUGCCGUGCAAGAUCGGUGAAGAUUAUUGAAGAUGAGGCGCUCUCCAUUGAUAUUAGCUUGUGUGGUUCAACUCUUAGAGCACCACAUAGCUGUCACCUUCAGUAUAUGGAAAACAUGAACUCGAUCGCAUCCCUUGUCAUGGCUGUUGUGGUUAAUGAAAAUGAAGACGAUGACGAACCCGAGUCUGAACAACCACCACAACAGCAGAAGAGGAAGAAACUGUGGGGUCUCAUUGUUUGCCACCACGAGAGCCCCAGAUAUGUGCCGUUUCCACUGCGGUAUGCCUGUGAAUUCUUGGCCCAGGUGUUUGCUGUCCAUGUAAAUAAGGAGUUUGAAUUGGAGAAGCAGAUACGAGAGAAAAGCAUUCUGCGAAUGCAGACAAUGCUCUCUGACAUGCUAUUCAAGGAAUCAUCUCCCUUGAGUAUCGUAUCCGGGAGUCCAAAUAUCAUGGACCUCGUUAAGUGUGAUGGUGCUGCUCUUUUGUAUGGGGACAAAGUAUGGCGGCUUCAAACGGCUCCAACUGAGUCUCAGAUACGUGAUAUUGCCUUCUGGCUUUCAGAAGUUCAUGGGGAUUCCACUGGCUUGAGCACUGAUAGCCUCCAGGAUGCUGGAUAUCCAGGAGCCGCUUCCCUUGGUGACAUGAUCUGUGGAAUGGCAGUGGCUAAGAUCACGUCCAAGGACAUUCUUUUCUGGUUCAGGUCACAUACAGCUGCUGAAAUCAAGUGGGGAGGUGCAAAGCAUGAUCCAUCUGAUGAGGAUGACAGCAGAAGGAUGCACCCUAGGCUGUCCUUUAAGGCUUUCCUCGAGGUUGUCAAGAUGAAGAGUUUGCCAUGGAGUGACUACGAGAUGGAUGCUAUUCACUCGUUGCAACUUAUUCUUAGAGGUACACUGAACGAUGCCUUGAAGCCGGCCCAGUCAUCUGGUUUAGAUAACCAGAUUGGUGAUCUCAAACUUGAUGGGCUCGCCGAACUGCAAGCGGUGACAAGUGAAAUGGUUCGCCUGAUGGAAACGGCAACUGUUCCGAUCUUGGCGGUAGAUGGCAACGGAUUGGUCAACGGAUGGAACCAAAAGGUGGCGGACUUGUCGGGGUUGCGAGUUGAUGAAGCUAUAGGAAGACACAUACUUACACUUGUGGAGGAUUCUUCUGUACCAAUUGUUCAGAGGAUGCUAUACUUAGCUCUGCAGGGCAGAGAAGAGAAGGAGGUUCGAUUUGAGUUGAAAACCCAUGGCUCCAAGAGGGACGAUGGCCCUGUUAUCUUGGUUGUAAAUGCUUGUGCCAGCCGUGACAUGCAUGACCAUGUUGUUGGGGUGUGCUUUGUAGCCCAGGAUAUGACUGUUCAUAAGUUGGUCAUGGACAAAUUUACCCGGGUUGAGGGGGACUACAGGGCCAUCAUUCACAACCCGAACCCGCUCAUUCCUCCGAUAUUUGGCGCCGACCAGUUCGGAUGGUGCUCUGAGUGGAACGCAGCCAUGACCAAGCUUACUGGGUGGCACAGAGAUGAGGUGAUCGACAGGAUGCUCCUUGGCGAGGUUUUCGACAGCAGCAAUGCUUCCUGCCUUCUGAAGAGCAAAGACGCUUUCGUACGUCUUUGCAUUAUCAUCAACAGCGCAUUAGCUGGUGAAGAGGCAGAGAAGGCUCCAAUCGGUUUCUUUGACCGCGAUGGCAAAUAUAUUGAGUGCCUUCUGUCAGUGAACAGAAAAGUGAAUGCAGAUGGCGUCGUCACCGGAGUGUUCUGUUUCAUUCAUGUUCCUAGUGAUGACCUCCAGCAUGCGCUACAUGUGCAGCAAGCCUCUGAGCAGACAGCACUGAGAAGGCUGAAGGCUUUCUCGUACAUGCGACAUGCCAUCGACAAACCUCUCUCAGGUAUGCUCUAUUCUAGGGAAACACUCAAGGGCACAGACCUGGAUGAAGAGCAGAUGAGGCAGGUUCGUGUCGCGGAUAAUUGCCAUCGCCAGCUAAACAAGAUACUCGCCGACUUAGAUCAAGAUAACAUUACUGACAAGUCGAGUUGCUUGGAUUUGGACAUGGCUGAGUUUGUGCUGCAAGACGUGGUGGUGUCUGCUGUAAGUCAAGUACUGAUAGGUUGCCAGGGUAAAGGCAUCAGAGUUGCUUGCAACCUGCCGGAGAGAUCCAUGAAGCAAAAGGUUUACGGGGAUGGUAUACGGCUCCAGCAGAUCCUCUCCGACUUCUUAUUCGUUUCGGUGAAAUUCUCUCCUGCUGGUGGCUCUGUUGAUAUCUCUUCCAAACUGACCAAGAACAGCAUUGGCGAAAACCUUCAUCUCAUAGACUUCGAACUUAGGAUCAAGCACCAAGGAGCAGGAGUCCCAGCAGAAAUACUGUCACAGAUGUAUGGGGAGGACAAUAGAGAACAGUCGGAGGAGGGCUUGAGCCUCCUUGUUUCUAGAAACCUUCUGAGGCUCAUGAAUGGCGACAUUCGUCACCUCAGGGAAGCUGGCAUGUCAACCUUCAUCCUCACUGCUGAACUCGCUGCUGCUCCUUCAGCAGCUGGACAUUGAAGCCGUCACUGCAAACAAGUGCCAAAUGCUGCCCAGCUCCCUCAGAGUUCAUUCGGAAAGCAACGGUGGUUCGCGGAGAAUGGGAAAUGCUGCAGCCUGUAGGAUCACCGAAUGCAUAAGAAAUAAGAUUGACUUGUAUGGUUGUUUGUUAGGCGGGGAAGUUGUGCAGGCAUAGUAAGACUCCAUACUUCUGCUCUUUUCUGCCUGUAACCAACUGUUUUCUAUCAGUUAUUAGGCUAUCUCAUCAGUUUAAUUAUACUUAUCCCUCAUAUUUAAAUUUCACUUUGCAAACAAUACAAAACAGUGUUUUGAUGACCAUAUGGAUGAACUGCGAAGACAAUUUUUUUAGGCUGUCUCUAAUAUUUCAUCCAUAUGGUCACCCAAAAUACUAUUUUGUACGGUAGACUACACUGUUAGUAGUGUGGAGUUUAAAUAUGGGGAUGAAUAACCUGUUGGAGAUAACCUUACCUAUCUUCAGCAAAUCUUCUAUCAUAUCUCUUAUUUUAAACUUCACUCUACAAACAAUAUCAUAUACAAUUUUGUAAUGUCAUAUACAGUUCCGUGU
Zea mays is the source of this 4547-nucleotide messenger RNA. RefSeq names its product phytochrome A-like. Gene Ontology annotation, molecular function: protein homodimerization activity; phosphorelay sensor kinase activity; photoreceptor activity. The record is from RefSeq and is a predicted model, not a curated record. The transcript is spliced from 7 exons. Gene Ontology annotation, biological process: regulation of DNA-templated transcription; detection of visible light; protein-tetrapyrrole linkage. Lineage: Eukaryota; Viridiplantae; Streptophyta; Magnoliopsida; Poales; Poaceae. The coding region runs from base 587 to 3982 and encodes 1131 amino acids.